Molecule: messenger RNA, 905 nt
Organism: Aphanomyces astaci
Lineage: Eukaryota; Oomycota; Saprolegniomycetes; Saprolegniales; Verrucalvaceae
Exons: 1
Coding region: 60-830 (256 amino acids)
Source: RefSeq, a predicted model, not a curated record
UUCAAAAGUGAACCUUCAAGUUGCCCUUAUAUUUGUUUCUUCGUGGUGAAUGCAUCAAGAUGAAUAGGCUGCUGAAGGACGACGUCGGACCAGCGCGGGAGAAGCUCCUCGUGUCCACAUCAACCAAGGUCAAAUCACUCGACACGUGCAACGAGCACAGGUCGCCGCACGCGAGUCCAACCAACGAGCUUACGCGCCAUUCCACUCCCCCGUAUCUCAAGGCAGAAGCACCAACCGUCGAGCCCGCCGGCGGCAAAACACAGCACAGAGGACUGCCUUUGGCCACGACACCACACAGCCAUCAAUCACCACCACCCUCACCAUCAACCAGCAAUUGCGAAUCUAGUCGUCCUUCCCGACGUUCGCAUCUCCAGCACCAGCGAUCAUAUGAACAAGCGAUCGCGAGUGCGGCUGGCGGGGGAGCUGUCCCCCCAGACAUGCGAUGCAGGUACAAAACCGGACGGUGUCCACUGGCCCGCGCGAUGAAACGAAGCGGCCGCCCGCUGCUGCUGUGCGAAUUCCACCGCGCCAAGCAAAACAGCAUCAAACGCAAGAGCGACACCAAGUACCGCACCGACCGCCUCGCCCAAAAGAAGCCCCCCUCCCCCAUAGCAGCAACGGCCCCAGCAACGAUAGUACCGUUGGACUUUUAUAGCCACUCGUUCACCGAGCAACUCGGCCUGCCACUUGGCUUGCCACUUGGACUGCAUUAUGACAACAGCCCCACGAUCAUGAGUAUGACGCCACCCCCCGAUGAGAUGAUCGUGUCCCCCACGAGCGACAUGGGCGGCGAAGACAUUGCGCUGCUUCAGUUUUUUAUGCUGCAUUAACCCGCUAUUAGUUUAUAAAUUGCAAUCUCCCGUUGUAUUAAUUAUUGUCAAGUCAAUUAUUUAACACGAAAUCGG